Molecule: messenger RNA, 2452 nt
Organism: Durio zibethinus
Lineage: Eukaryota; Viridiplantae; Streptophyta; Magnoliopsida; Malvales; Malvaceae
Product: triacylglycerol lipase OBL1
Biological process (GO): lipid metabolic process
Molecular function (GO): triacylglycerol lipase activity
Source: RefSeq, a predicted model, not a curated record
AUGUGGCUGUUGGCAUUGUUUUUUGUUAAAUUAGUUUUAGAAAUUAAAAAUGUUGCAUUGACAGAAAAUAAAGAAAUUCUAGUCCCCAAAUUACAGUUGCCUAAAGUUGAUACGUGUACAUGGUUUGCUCCUCAAAACUCAAAAUGCCAUACUAUGAAUAAUAUUGUCAGGUUGCUACUAGGAUAGCCUCAUUACUAAAUUACCCAUUUCUUCUCUUUACAAGAAAAGGUGUAAAUUCAAUUUCUCUCAUCCAAACUAACAGAUAUAUAAAAAUGAAAAAGCAAAAAGCAGAAACCCAAAUACUUUCUAUGCAAAUGGCUAGUGGUGUGUGCACGUGUUUUUUUUUCCUUCUAUCAGAAUUCAGAAAUCCAAUUCCUCUUCCUCCUAUAUGAUACAGUCCAGAAAGAAAUAUGCACAAUGGGGUGUUAUGGCCUAAGGUCCACACAUGACAUGGCAUGAUGGAGUGGAGGCAUGUUGUUGAUGCUGACGAUUUUCAGAUUCUAGGUGCACUUGAACCGCAAAAUGUUAUUCUGAUGGACUGUGGGAGAGAAGAAUUCAGUUUCAAAGUUAUAGACCAUUUACUGAUAGAUUAUACUCCUAUUCCUACAGUAUUUUUUUUUCAAACUCCCGUGUAUAAGGCUUGUAAUAUAAGACUCAGAAUUGAAAUCCUCUUUUGGAAACUUUUUUCCGACUUCUGUUGAACUUGCACAUGUAACCAAACCUUAGCCCAUUCUCCUGACAGGUUAUAAAUACAUCCAUUAAUGUUACAUUAAUUAAUGUUCUGCCUUAUAGGGGAAAAAAACAUUCUAGUCCUAGAGGAAGUUUCCCAAAAGCUGAAGCAAAACAAACACAUUCAUGGAUGGUUUGGAUGAUGAUUUCAGAUACCUGGUUGUGAGGCCAGAAAAGGGUGGGAUUUGGGACCUGAUUAGGUACUCAUUGUGGGGUGACAUAGAGAGUGGGGCAAGGUUCCUGGAAAGCUCAGACCAGGAUGUGGUGGGUGGAGAAGCGGCUGAUCACCGUUGGGUCAUUUUGGUAUCUAUCGUAGCACGCAAGAUCAUUCACUUAUUCAGCAAGCCCAUGGAGUUCACUGGCUAUGUGGUUGAUUUCUUUCUCAACCUUAUUUCUCAGAAUGGCUCUCUCUUUGGCUUAUUCUACAACAUUCUCCAUGGAGAAGUAGUUAUACCAAAGAGAGGCACCGAGACUUUUAUUAGUACUAUUGGACACUUGGAUGAGAGAAUAGACCUCUACCAGGGCAAAAAGUUAGUUGAAGAGUUGCAUAAUUCUGCUCCAGGGGAGGGGUUCAGAAAUGUUGAAUUGGAUGACCAGGCAACAAUGGACCUAUGUAUGAUGGCAUCCAAGCUAGCUUAUGAAAAUGCUGAAGUUGUUAGAAAUGUUGUGGUUCAUCAUUGGAAGAUGCACUUCGUGGACUUCUACAACUGCUGGGAUGAUUACCAAAAGGAGAAAUCCACUCAAGUUUUUCUGUUAUGCGACAAGCCUAAGGAUGCGAAUCUAAUAUUGAUCAGCUUUCGGGGCACAGAACCUUUUGAUGCUGACGAUUGGUGUACUGAUUUUGACUACUCUUGGUAUGAAAUUCCCGAAGUAGGAAAGCUUCAUAUGGGAUUUCUAGAGGCAUUAGGGUUGGGCAACAGAGAGGAUACUAAUACCUUUCAUUAUCAUCUUCAGAAGAAGACCACAAAGCAUACCUAUUCAGAAGCUGCAGAAAUAAAGGCCGCAAAUGCGGAUGCCCACUCUGAAGAGUCGACUGCUGAUAUUGUUAACAAGGGCAUCCCUUCAGAAAUGGUGGAGAUGACUGCAUACUAUAUGGUGAGGAAAAAGCUCAAGACCUUGCUUGAAGAGCACAAGAAUGCAAAAUAUAUAGUCACUGGUCAUAGCUUAGGAGGGGCUCUUGCUAUUUUGUUUCCAAUAGUGCUCGUGCUACAUGAGGAUAUGAAGCUGAUUCAAAAGUUGCUGGGUGUAUACACAUUUGGACAGCCAAGGGUUGGGAACAUCCAGCUUGGGAGGUUCAUGGAAGCUCAUUUAGAUCAGCCAGUCCCCAAGUACUUCAGAGUGGUUUACUGCAAUGACCUGGUGCCCAGGCUGCCUUAUGAUGAUAAAACCUUCUUGUAUAGGCAUUUUGGGGUGUGCCUUUACUACAACAGCUGUUAUAUUGAGCAGAGAAUGGAUGAGGAGCCAAAUAAAAAUUACUUUGGGAUAACACACCUGAUCCCGGAACAUCUCAAUGCGGUUUGGGAGUUAAUAAGAAGUUUGACAAUGGGAUACACCCAUGGGCCUGAGUACAAGGAAGGAUGUUUCUCCAUAUUUCUCAGGGUACUAGGAUUGGCAAUGCCUGGAAUAGCAGCACAUUGCCCAACAGAUUAUGUCAACUCUGUGAGACUGGGAAAGUUGCGUGUUAUUCAGAUGUCCUCCUACUAGAAAUCUUCCAUUGCCAAUG